AUGACUUCAAUCUCCAUCUUGCUUUCUCCUCUCUCUCCUUUGGUUUUCUCGCUUUUCUUAUUCUUCACCAACCUUUGUUCGGCGCCACCCGUGGCUUCAGGCAUAUAUCUGUCUAUCUAUAGUUUAAAUAAUAAUAUCUAUCUAUCUAUCUAUCUAUCAUCUUUCUCCGAAUACAUUUCAUUAUCUAUCUACCCAUCAUAUCUAUCAUUAUGGUUAACUAUCUAUCUAUCUAUCUAUCUAUCUAUCUAUCAUUAUGGUUAUCUAUCUAUCUAUUAUCUAUCUAUCUAUCUAAGACAUUUCAUUAUCUAUCUAUCUAUCAUUAUGACUAAGCGUUCAAUGACAGUUCUUCGCCCAGGAGGUGAAACCCUUCCGCUUACUUAUCUAUUCAUCUAUGUCAGUCUCUUCCUCAUCGGUAUUCGCUUGACAGACCUUCGCUUGGCAUAUACCCAUAAAUGUACGGCAUCCCGGAAAGAUCGAACAAGCUUCGAUUCUGUCUAUCUAUCUAUCUAUCUAUCUAUCUAUCUAUCUAUCUAUCUAUCUGUCGGUCGAUCGAUCGAUCUAUCAAUAUGGAAUUGUUCUCACUGUCUGCCUGACUGUACUAUUUCAUUCAUAUCUGUCACAUUCUGUCCAUAUCUAUCUAUCUAUCUAUCUAUACUAAUAUUUGUUAAUAUCUAUCUAUCUAUCUAUCUAUCUAUCUAUCUAUCUAUCUGUGUUAAUGGCUAUUUAUCUGUCUAA
Molecule: messenger RNA, 735 nt
Organism: Acanthosepion pharaonis
Lineage: Eukaryota; Metazoa; Mollusca; Cephalopoda; Sepiida; Sepiidae
Source: the annotation of a GenBank genome assembly